Molecule: messenger RNA, 5342 nt
Organism: Pogona vitticeps (central bearded dragon)
Lineage: Eukaryota; Metazoa; Chordata; Lepidosauria; Squamata; Agamidae
Product: vitellogenin-2
Biological process (GO): response to estradiol; lipid transport; cellular response to estrogen stimulus
Molecular function (GO): lipid carrier activity
Source: RefSeq, a predicted model, not a curated record
AUGAGGGGAAUCGUUUUUGCAUUGCUCCUCACCUUUGUGGGGUGCCAGAAAAAUGAUCCUGUGCCAAGGUUUGCUGAUACCAAAGGCUACCUGUACAGCUACAAGGGACUCAUUUUGAACGGAUUUGAAAAGGGCACUUCAGCAAAGAGUGGUUUAAAAAUGACAUGUCAAGUAAAGAUCAGCAGAGUGUCCCAGGAACUUCAUGUUCUUAAGGUGCUCUCUCCUCAGUUGGAAGACUUCAAUGGUAUCUGGCGCAAGGAUCCUUUCACCAAAGCAUCAAGAGUCACUGAGAGGAUUGGUCUAUGUUUUACCCGAGUAUAUACGUUUGAAUACAAAAAAGGUCAAAUCAUAAACAUUCAUGCCCCUGAAGAUGUCUCUGUUAUGUGUGUAAAUAUAAUAAGGGGCAUCCUGAAUUUGCUGCAGCUGACCAUAGAGGAAUCACAGAAUGUGUAUGAACUUCAAGAGGUAGGAAUCAAAGGCACUUGCCUCACCAAGUACUUUAUCCAGAAAGACAAGAACAAGAACAAAUUCACUGUUUCCCGAACCAAAGACCUCCAGAACUGCACAGCUGAAGUUGUGAAAAAUAUUGGAAUGGCCUAUAUCAGGCCCUGUCCAACAUGUCCAGUGAUUACUACAAACACGAGAAGGACUGUGACAUUCAACUACAACUUGAAAUAUACAGAUACCGGAGCACUGAUCACACACGUUGAAUCGCAGGAGGUUCAUGAGAUGUCCCCAUUCAAUGACCUUAGUAGUACUACUGUUAUGCAGGCAAAACAAAAGCUGACUUUGAUCGAAACUGAAGCCAACCAGGAAAGAGUUCCAGAGUUUCUGCUGAAAAACCAUGGGAAUCUUCAUUAUGAGUUUCCAGAAGACCUGCCCCAGAUGGCUACGCACCUCAUAAACACACAGAGUCCAGAGUUGAGGAUUGUGGAAACUUUAGAGCAGUUAAUCCAUCAUAAUUGGCUGCAAGUCUACAAAGAAAUUCCAGCGAAGUUCCUGGAACUUGUUGAACUUUGUCGAGCAGCGACUCAGGAAGAUCUUGCAUCUGUUUGGAAGCAAUUUGCAAACAGGCGACCAUACCGGCAUUGGCUACUGAGCGCAGUGACUGCGGCAGGGACUAGAAGCACAUUUCUGUUCCUGAAGCAAGGAAUUCACAAUGAAGACUUUGGUAUCUUGGAGUCAACGAUAACUCUUACCUUGGCUUUGCAUUUAACAAAAACGGACAAGGUUACCUUGGAAGCAGCAGCAGAUCUAAUGACCUGCCCUGCAAUCCAGAAGUCGCCAAUCCUUCGCAAACUUACUUACUUAGGAUUUGGUUCCAUGGUAAAUCGUCACUGUUCUGUCUCUUCACAAUGUUCUGCUGAAAUACUUCAGCCUCUGCAUGACCUUGCCAUGGCAGCCGAUGUAAGCCAUGAAGAAGACAUGAGCUUGGCUUUGAAAGCCAUUGGCAAUGCUGGAGAACCAGCCAGCCUCAACUACAUCAAGAAGUUUCUGCCCGGGUUUUCACUUGCUGCUAAGUCUUUGCCGGAGAAAUUGCAGAUGAAUGCAGUGCUGGCCUUGAGGAAAAUAGCAAGGAAAAAAGCUACAACUGUAAGGAAAAUGGUUUUUCAGAUCAUGGCGAACGAUACUAUCUCUCCGCAAGUCCGAAUGGUAGCUUGCAUUGUUUUCUUCGAAACCAAGCCUAGCCUUCUUCUAGUGACAGCCGCAGCUAGUGUUGCACAAAGGGACAGCAGCUUACAAUUUGCCAGUUUUGUGACUUCCCACAUGAAGGCUUUGGCUAUGGGCAGGAUUCCGCAGCUCGAAUAUCUGUCUGCUGCUUGCAAUAUAGCCCUUAAGAUGCUUAGUCGGAGGCUAGAGGACCUGGGCUUCCGUUACAGCAAGGUUUUCCACAGUGACACGUACAUUUUGGACUGGAGGGUUGGUGCACUUGGAAGGCUCUAUGUGAUGAACAGCCCAAGAACCCUGUUCCAAGCUCUCAUUGCAAAACUAAGAGGCUUCUACGCUAGGUCUGCAAUGGAUAUUGUAGAGGUUGGACUCUAUCUAGAAGGUUUGACUGAUUUCCUUAAAAGACAAGAUCUUCAGUUUUUCCAGGACUUGACAUACAAAAAAUUAAAGGAGCUUGCGAAAUUGCUUCAGCAAUGGAAGGAACAGCCUUCAGAAAAGCCCAUGGUAUCAGGCUAUCUAAAAUUAUUUAGCCAUGAAAUUGUCUUUGGUAGUCUUGAUGGAGAAUUCAUCCGGAUGGUUGAGAAGCUUUUGAACAGAUCAGCAGAGCUCCUGAUUACUCUCAUCCGAAAAGGACUAAUGGGCACAUGGACUCAGCCCAUAAUGAUAGGAGAGCUUCGACAGAUCGUACCAAUCUGUGUGGGCUUCCCAUUGGAAUUUGGAUUAUAUAGCAGUGGUGUGGUACAUGCAGCAGCCAAACUUAAUGGGCAGAUAUCUACCCCAAUGACUGGUGACUUCAAGCUUGACCACCUGCUUGAAAACAACAUGCAUCUUAGCGCUGAGAUGACCUCCAGUGUAUGUACUGAUUUGGUGGCAGUGAUGGGAAUCAACACACCAUAUUUCCAGAAUGGUCUUAAACUCCAUGUACAAUUCCAUACUGGCCUUCCAGUGAAUUUCGAUGUCAACAUUGACAUGGACAAGGAAAGCCUGACAUUUGAAACUAUCCCAGUUGAAACAGAGACGGAAUUAUUUGAUCUCAGGGCUAAACUUUAUGCUAUUUCAAGAAGUGUGGAUCUACCAAAUUCAGCUAAGAUCUUCCAGAUUUUUCCAGAAGUGGAAUCUGAUGUUCCGGAUCACAGCUUUAAAUUUUCAAAAGAAUAUGAUGUUGUGCAGCAAAGUAUGAAGUAUGAUUUUGCAUCAAAAAAGUUCAUUUCCAACCGUAAAGAACAGCUUCGCUACAUGGAAGGAAAAAUAUUAAAGCCACCUGCCUUUUAUUUCGAACUACCUGCUCUAGGAUAUCAGACAGUUCUUACUCUGAAACACUGUGAGGCUGUUUUCCUCAAAGAAAUGUAUCUACCGAAAAUUUUGGAAAUAUGUGAAAUCAAGCUCACUUUGGCACCAGUAGGUGCUGCAAGAAGCAAAAUACAGCUAGAAGUUCAAGCAGGAUCAAGAGCAGGUUCAGAAAUAAUCCAGCAGUGGGAGGGAGAUGCUGAGUCCUCUUCAUCAGAGGAACGAAAGGCUAAAAGGAAAAAGAAGAAAAUACAGAAGACUGAAAGAAAUGAACAACCCCAGUUUUUGAGACACAGUAAGGCAUCAUCAGGGCUGACUACUACUCUUAGCACCAUCCAGAAUGAUAGGAAACGCACAGUAUUCCAUCUGGUUCUACAUGAUGAACUACACUCCACUACACCUGCAGUACAAGUAUUUGUGUCACACUUAAAUGGAUCCAAAAGAAUGAAAAUCUGUGCUGAAGUUUCCAUUCUUGACUAUCAACAUGCCAAGGGUUACCUGAAAUGGGGCCAAGACUGCCAAGACUAUAAGAUUGAAGGAAAUAUUGCAUAUGGACAGUUUUCUGGUUAUCCGGCGAUGCAAAUUAAACUGGAAUGGCCCAGCAUUCCUCCACAAAUAGAAGAUGUGGCAAGGGAGCUUUUGACAUUUAUCCCAGGUACUGCCUAUAUGCUUGGAUGGUCUGAAGUGGAACAGAAGAAUCCUCCACAAGAAGCUUCUGUAGUGGUGGCUCUCAUGUCUCAAAGAACCUGUGAUCUUAUUCUCAGGUUACCUCAUGUUACAAUUUAUGACACAAACAUCAAGUUCCCAGUUUCACUUCCUGUGCGCCAACAUACAGAAGCUUUAGCUGUCCCAUCCCGUGCUUGGGAUUUUGUCUCUUAUCUGCCAACCUUGGUUGCUGAAAAUCUGAAAGGUCACUGUUCAGUAUCCGAAGACAGUGUCACAACUUUCAAUGGAGUGAAUUUUCAGUAUAUCAUGCCCACAAGUUCGUACCAUGUUUUAGCCUGGGACUGCAGCUCAGAAAUGAAGUUCCUGGUGAUUGCAAAGAAAGUGGAACAGCCCAGUCAUUUGAAAAUCAUCCAUGUCAAACUUGCAAAUCUUGAUGUUGACGUGCUUUCUUCAAAUGGUCACGUUCAAAUGCGGAUUAAUGGGACUGAAAUUCCGGAAGAGAAUCUCCCUUACGUUUCCACGUCAGGUGGAUAUAUCUUCAUCAACUGCGAUAAGAAUGGUUUCUUACUAAAAGCCCCAGAAAACGGCAUUGAAAAGCUUUUUUAUGAUGGAAACAAUUUAAAGAUUCAAGUACCUUUCUGGAUGAGUGGGAAAAAUUGUGGAAUUUGUGGAAGAUAUGAUGCUGAGUAUGAACAGGAAUACAAGAUGCCCAAUGGAAACAUAGCUGAAAAUGCAAAAAGCUUUGCCCAGUCUUGGGUGGUUCCAGAGGACUGGGUCACAGCAUUUGCUGCUAUUCCACAAUAAUGAAUAAAGGAGCACAGACCAGGAAUGGAAGCAUAUGGAAAAGAAGACGGACACUCACGAAGAGCUUGAUGUGACAUGGCAGAGAACUGGAGUGCCCCAGGGUUUUUAUUUCUGAGGCAGAUGUAGUUCUGAGAGCCCAUGGACGGAAUUAUUUCGAAAAGCUAUCGCCAUCAUUUGCCCCAUUUAAUGAUAAAUAUUCACUCUCCUUACAGCCAAUGCCUUGGAAAAUCUCUGUGAUAAAGACAUUCAGUAAAUAAUUUAAGCACAACAUAGCUGCAUAUUUUCUUUUGAAACAUUACAUUUCUCUUUUUUUAUGACGAAGAGCACAGGUCCUAGCAUUAAUGAACAAGCAUCCAUCCAAGGAAAUGAAAUUUUAGAAUAGAGAAGCACCGUCUAUUUCCAUCUUAGGUACCCCUGAUUUUCUUUUGCAAACAAAACGAAAACUAGAAAUCUCUUCUCCACGCUUGACUUGACAGUUGAUCACACGGGUAUAAACGUAGGCGCCUAAAUCGAGUUGUCCAUUAGAAGACAUACACACACACCUCCGAGGAGCAGAAGCCUGUGUCCGAGGAAACGUGGAGGUGGCCGGAGCGCUUGUUUAACUCCAGCUCGCUAUUGCACCAGGCUGAGGGCCUGAGGAAGUAGACUGGUUCAUGAAAGCUCACAUUAAAAUACAGCAGUCUUUGAGGUGCCACCACGUUUCUGUCUUUUAUAUGUGCUCUUUUGAUUUUUUUAAAAAAAUAUUUAUUUUGUUUUCACCGCUAAUGCUCGCACAGGCUAACAGGGCUCUCUCUUCCACAACGGCCACUGUUCAAAGCAAAGGGGCUUUCUUUCCCCAAAGGUUUAGGGAAAGGGCCCUCGCCCAGACAGACGCCAGGGAGGCAGAGAAUCACCGUCUGCCCGACAGGCCUGCUGCG